GAGCGACGCGGAGACACUUCCGGUUCCUGUGACGUGUGCGGAAGCGCGUCAUCAUCUGUCCGUGUGUUUGCGGGUGGAUGUGACUGCAGUGUUGUUAUUAUUUAUCAUUAUGGCUCAUCAGUAUGUUUGUGAUAAUAUUCAUAAAGUUUUCUUCAGAUGAAGCGUGGUUGUUUUGGACUCCGUCAUGACGUCAGUAGUAAAUGAUACAGCUGAGGCUGUUGAUCUGUGUCCUGAUUACAAUCUCUACCUGAAGCCUAUUGCAAAAAUGACCAUCAGCGUUGCUCUUCCCCACCUGAAGAUGCCGGGCAAAUCCAUCUCUAACUGGGAGGUGAUGGAGCGUCUGAAAGCUAUGGUACAGCCGGAGCAGUUCUCUUCGCUCCGCAUCUCCAAGAGCACCAUGGACUUCAUCCGCUUCGAAGGUGAAGUGGAGAACAAGAGCGUGGUGAAGCGAAUCCUGGCCAAGCUGGAAGCGAAGAGCAUCAAGUUAAGCGGAUUCACGGAUGUCCUGAAGGUGCGGGCGGCCGAGAACAAAGUGGAUUUUCCCACACGCCACGACUGGGACUCGUUCUUCAGGGACGCCAAGGACAUGAACGAGACCGUGCCUGGAGAACGUCCCGACACCGUUCAUCUGGAGGGGCUUCCGUGCAAGUGGUUCGCCCAGAAAGACGGCUCUCCCGACAGACCCUCCGAGGAUGUUUUCAAAGUGGUCUUUGAACGAUUCGGCAAGAUCCGGAACGUGGACAUUCCCAUGCUGGAUCCGUACCGCGAGGAGAUGACAGGGAAGAACUUUAACACCUUUUCAUUUGGAGGGCACCUGAACUUUGAAGGAUACCUGCAGUACCAGGAUCACACAGGUUUCGUCAAAGCCAUGGACUCUUUAAGAGGAAUGAAGCUGAUGUUCAAAGGGGAAGACGGCAAAGCGGUUGCCUGCAAUAUUAAGGUGACCUUUGACACCAGUAAACAUCUGAGUGAAGCAUCACUGAGGAGACGUCAGCAGGAGCGCGAGAAGCUUCAGGAGCUGGAGAGACAACGUGAGGAGCACAAACGCAGAGAAAAGGAGGAGGAGGAGAGACGCAAGGAAGAAGAGAGAAAACAGCGUGAGCGUGAGGAAGAGGAGAAAGAGAGAAGAAGGGAAGAGAAACUGCGCAGACGAGAGCAGAAGCUGAAGGAGAGAGAAGAGAAGAAAACCCAGAAGAAGAUGAAGAAACAGCAGGAGGAAGAACAGAAGAAACUUCAUCUGAAGAUCGCUACAGAGGAGAGAAAACUGCUGCUGGCUCAGAGAAACCUGGAGUCCAUACGACUCAUAGCUGAACUACUGAGCAGAGCAAAGACUCUGAGACAGCAGCAGAUGGAGAAGAAGAGGGCGGAGCUAAUGCGUCUGCAGCAGCUGGAAGAGCGCAGGCGGCUGCAGGAGGAGGAGCUGCGGCGCGUCGAGGCCGAGAAGGCGCGUGCGUUGGAGCUGCAGCGAAAGGAGUGUGAGCUCCGCGAGCGCCUGCUGGAGAACCUGCUGAAAAAAAGCACCAACACGCAGAACCACGACAGCGCUCAUGUCCUCGCUGAUCUGCAGCCGUGUGACGCUCCGACACAGGUGACAUGCGCGACGCUACAGGCGGACGAGAUAAAGUCUGCGUCAGUAGUAAAGAUGGAAAACCAGGACAACAAAACAAAGAAAAAGGAGAAAAAGGUCAAAGGUGAUGAACGGGGCAGGUCACCAAAGGAGAAGAGGAGUACAGAGCAAUGCGACGGACGUCAACGCGCGCACCGCAGCGAAGGGAAGCGGAGCAGCAAUCGCCGCAGGAGUCGUCGCAGUCGUAGCCGAAGCACUCGGAGACGCAGCGGUAGUUACAGGAGGAGGAGCAGCAGUCGAGCGAGGAGGCGUGAACGAGCGAGUCCCGGCCGGCGCAGGAGGUACAGUCACGGUCAGAGCAGCAGCAAAAGUCGCAGCAGCAGCAGUCACAGUCGCAGUUCCAGUCGGUCGUCCAGUCGAGGACGCCGACGACGCUCUAACAGCCGUUCCAGACGAUAAAUAACCAAACGUAUCCAGCUCCUGUUUCACCCCAAUAUCAAAUCCAUUAUAGUUUGUGCAAAGAACUCCCUUUAGGAUUUUGAGAUUAUUUACAUGACAUUAAAGCCCUCAUCAUUAAUCUGUUUAGUUUGUUAUUCUCUGACUCUUUUUUUUUUUUUACAUAUAUAGAUUUAUUUUAACAUUGCUGUAUUUGUUUGUUUUAUCAGCAUAAGUUAAAAGCAGUAAAUCCCACGCUACUGUCAUUCACAUUACGGUACAUUACUGUUCAGAGAAUCAUUUCUAAGAGAAGGGUUUGAUCUUUUUUUAUUUGUCCCAGUAUGUAAAGACUGAGGUUGAGUCUGAAGACGCUCACAGAUUGAAGUUGUUAUUUUGGUGCUAAACGUUUCUUUAAGUAACUUUCAUCAUCAUUAGUACACAAUAUAGACUACAAUGUUUAUUACUUGAAUAUUAAUGUGUAGGAACUAUGAGCUGUUUUGUGUGACACUCAACCUCAUUUCAAAGUUGCUUGUUGAUGUCUUUUUUUAUGAAGAAUCUCUCUUUUGUUGACAUCUUUACAUUGCUUGAUUUAGAUUUAACCUACAGUAUUUACACUGUUUCGCUUCAGGAGUGCAGCCACGACUUGCAUGUGUUAAAUCAUCCGGUUCAAAUAAAACUGUUUGCAUCUCA
Molecule: messenger RNA, 2692 nt
Organism: Paramisgurnus dabryanus
Lineage: Eukaryota; Metazoa; Chordata; Actinopteri; Cypriniformes; Cobitidae
Gene: akap17a
Product: A kinase (PRKA) anchor protein 17A
Source: RefSeq, a predicted model, not a curated record